AUGGACCUCGACGAGUUCUCGGAUGAUGGAUUCGACGACCUGACGGACAACGCUCUCCAGGAGCUCGAGCGGAAUGCCGUCCGCCUCACCCAGGCUCCCCCGAGCGAGCCCAGGGUGCCGUCGCAAGACGCGCAACAACCGUACUCUGAGUAUGGCUGGGACGGAGAGGACGACGACCUCGAUACGACCGAAGUCACCAACGAUGUCGGCGUUCCCAUAGGGCGACCCGUCAUCGACAAUACCUUGCAGCGGCGGCAGCAGCGGCAGCAGCAGCAGCAGCAGGAGCAGAGGCAGAGGCAGCAAACCCAACAGGAGCGCCAGCAGCAAGUUCCACGACGACCCAUCCCUCCGGUGCCGAACCCGCGAUGGAAUCCCGCCGUCGACCCUGCCACCAGACCCGGCCCUGGCGCUCGCCUCCCGCCGAACCAACCCUUCCUCGGCUCACAGAGGUUCCAGCCGCGACAGAGCCAAGGGCAGGCGAGCCAAUUUGCCCGGCCGCUCCCUGCACCUCACUUCGGCCCGUCGCAGGCCCCCUCGGGAGAUGUCGUCUCGGCGCUGCAGCAGCGGUUGCGGGCGCUCGAAGCCGAGCUCAACGUCGCGCGCGGCGAAGCGUCCAUCAUCCGAACCAACUCGACAAAGGCCCAGCAAGAGUACGACGCUCGGAUCGCCCGUCUCACCAAGCUCAACCAGGAGCAGCUGGCGACGCAAGAGCGCCGAGUCGAGGCCGCCGUCGCCGCCGAGAGGACGGCGAGCACGGAGCUGCAGUUCCUGCAGAGGGACAUGAAGGAGGUCAGCGACCGGGCUCGUCGGAAAGACACCGUCGCCGCGCCCUUGACGACGCCGAAGAAGGCGGCCAAGACGUGGGGCAUAGCCGAUGGCUUCGACGAAAUGGACAUUGCCGUCAGCCCCAGCAAAGGCCAAGGUCGAGGCAGGGGCUCCGGUUCCGUCGCCGCCCACGUUGGGGAGCGAACGCCGAGCAAAGGCAAGAGGAAACGACCGAUGGCCGACAGCCCGAUGGCGGCGCUCGAGAUGGAAAUGGACCAUGUCGUCGGCAUCGAAGAUCGACCAGCCAGCCAGGCGCCCCAACCGGCCACCGUCUCGGCCGCCCCGACGGCCCCUUUCGAGUUUCUUCCCCUCGUCCUCGACCACGGGGGCCUGCACCAACAACCGCCGACCUUUGAGACCUUGCUGCGCUUCGCGUUCCCCUCCGACCCGACCGGUGCCUCGUUUGCGACGGCCAUCUUCGAGAAGCUGCCGCUGAUGGGCAAUCCUGAGCGGCCGAUGCAGCUCCUCGUCGACUUCUCCGAGCAUCUUGUCGCCAUGUGGACGAGAUGCGUCGAGGAGGAGUACUGGGAGCCCAUCAAGUACCUCGUCAGCCUCAUCGCCUUCGCCUUUGACCUCCACGCCACGUCGGUCGCUCCGCUCGUCGUCGCAAACCUCGCCGCCAUCGGGCAGUCGACCAUCGCGCCCCUGGCCGAGGGCCGCCGCCGUCUGCCGGACGGCAACCUUUCCAGCAGCGACGAGUACGGCUUCCUGGAGGAGCACGUCGACACGACGCAGAUCCUGUCGCUGCUGCACAUGUCGGCGUUGGCCUGCGCGACGACGCCGAGCGCAUCGGACGGCGGGUUCGAGUAUACGGCCGCCGGCUUCUGGAGGCUCAUGUCGCUGGAUUUGGUCAUUCUGCUCCUGACGGCGAAGCAAAAGCUGAGUGACGUGAUUGGCAUGCUGGACCUGCUGGCAUCGUCCUCGCUGCCGUCGUCGAUCGGGCCCAUCACCGACGAGGCCGAGCCGGCCGUCAUCGCCCGGGCCGUCAUCGAACGAGUGUCGGCCAAGCUGACGGAGCCUGCGCGUUCUGCCAUGACACCUUCGGAGCGUCGGAGGGUGCGUCUCGCGGCGCUGCGCACGCUCAUCGCGUUUGCGAGGUAUCCGUUUGGUGCGACGCAGCUUGCAUCCCACGACAGCGCCCUGCCGCGUCUCGUCACCUGCCUGAGCGGAUCGAUAGACGACCUGUACGACCAAGCGACGCCUUCGAGCAUGACGCCUCGGCUGCCGGACGUCACGACCUUGUCAUCCCUCAAACUCCCGGAGUCGAGCGCGUGCGCGGACCUGCAUCGCAUCAUCUCGCAGGCGGUGCUGCUCAUUCACACGCUCGUCACGGACCCGGCCACGUCCAACGUGGCCGACAUCAGCCGAAAGCUGUCCAUGGCGCAUGGCGGCAGUCAGCGGUACCUCCUCGCCCUCGGUCGACUUACCUUUGCCGAGGAGGACCUGGUCAUCGAGGCGGGCAUCGAAGGGGAGGUGGUGGAGGCAGCGCAUGAGCUGCUCGAGAUGGCCGUGACGCCGGAUGAGGGGCAGGCUGUGAGUGAGGCCUUUGGCGCGUGA
Molecule: messenger RNA, 2382 nt
Organism: Drechmeria coniospora
Lineage: Eukaryota; Fungi; Ascomycota; Sordariomycetes; Hypocreales; Ophiocordycipitaceae
Product: DNA repair protein Rad26
Exons: 2
Coding region: 1-2382 (793 amino acids)
Source: RefSeq, a predicted model, not a curated record